Molecule: messenger RNA, 3737 nt
Organism: Hemicordylus capensis (graceful crag lizard)
Lineage: Eukaryota; Metazoa; Chordata; Lepidosauria; Squamata; Cordylidae
Product: plasma membrane calcium-transporting ATPase 1-like
Exons: 2
Coding region: 144-3515 (1123 amino acids)
Biological process (GO): regulation of cytosolic calcium ion concentration; calcium ion transmembrane transport
Cellular component (GO): intracellular membrane-bounded organelle; membrane
Molecular function (GO): ATP binding; P-type calcium transporter activity; PDZ domain binding
Source: RefSeq, a predicted model, not a curated record
CUCUGCUGUAACUGCCACUUUGGUCAGUUACUGAGCAAAGUGCAGAAAGGACAGAGCCUGAGAUAUGGGAGUACAGGCAUUUUUCAACCUUGGAGCGAGGCCAGAGUUAUAGUGGGACUGCUGGACUGGGGGACAUCAGCACAAUGGUGACUCCAGUAAGCAUCGUGGCAAAAGACUUGACUAUCACUCUCUCGGAGCUAAGAAACUUGAUGGAGUUACGAAAAACAGAUGCAGUCAAGAAAAUACAGGCAAACUACGGUGACAUCAAUCAACUCUGUAAACGGUUGAAAACUUCUCCCACGGAUGGGAUAUAUGGUAUCCCAUCAGAACUGGAUACAAGGAGAACUGUAUUUGGAAAAAACUACAUACCUCCUAAGAAACCCCAGACAUUCUUGGAGCUGGUAUGGGACGCACUGCAGGAUCCCACAUUAUGCUUUUUAAUAAUAGCGGCCCUCAUAUCACUGGGGCUUUCAUUUUAUAACCCACCAGGAGGAAGUGCCGCAGCAUGCCAUGCCACGGACAUGGAGGAAGAAGACGAAGAGGAGGAGAUGGAUUGGAUAGAGGGCUGUGCAAUACUCCUGUCAGUUCUUUGUGUCGUGCUGGUAACAGCUUUCAAUGACUGGAGUAAAGAGAAACAAUUUCAAGGGCUGCAGCGUCGCAUUGAGAGCGAACAGAAGUUCACUGUAAUUCGGAAAGGGGAAGUAAUCCAGGUGCCAAUAACUGACUUGGUGGUUGGGGACGUUGCACAGAUCAAAUAUGGUGACCUUAUUCCAGCUGAUGGUUUGCUUCUCCAAGGACAUGAUCUGAAAGUUGAUGAGAGUUCCCUCACAGGCGAAUCAGAUCAUGUCAAGAAGUCUUUGACAGCAGACCCCAUGUUGCUUUCAGGUACCCAUGUCAUGGAAGGCUCUGGGAAAAUGGUGAUUACAGCUGUCGGUAUAAAUUCACAGGCAGGAAUUAUCCUCAGUUUACUUGGAGUUGGGGAGACAAGUGAAAAAACAAAAGACAAAGACAACAAGGCUAAAAAGACAAAGGACUCUUCCGAGGCACCAAAAAAUCUAGACACUGUAGAUACAGAAAGGGGGGAUGAAGAUGUAGAGAUCAAAACAAAUGAAGAAGAAAAACCCAAAAAAGCCCCUUCACACAAAAAGGAAAAAUCAGUUCUGCAAGCAAAACUGACCAGAUUAGCAGUUCAGAUUGGCAAAGGAGGACUGGCCAUGUCUAUACUCACUGUUAUUGUCCUUCUAGCCCGUUUUUUCAUUAUAAAUUUUGUGAUGAUGAAGCUUGUUUGGACUAAGGAAUGCACACCACUGUACCUACGAAGGAUCUUGAAGGACCUGAUCAUUGGUGUUACCAUUUUGGUCGUAGCAGUGCCAGAGGGCCUUCCACUUGCAGUCACCAUCUCACUUGCAUACUCAGUGAAGCAAAUGAUGAAAGAUAACAACCUAGUGAGACAUUUGGAUGCCUGUGAAACUAUGGGCAAUGCAACAACAAUUUGCUCAGAUAAAACAGGAACCUUAACCAUGAACAGAAUGACAGUAGUCCAAGCCUUCAUUAGUAACACGCAUCAUAGAGUUAUUCCUGAACUUCACUUAGUUCAUCCCACUACUUUGGAUUGUCUGCGAAAAGGUAUUGCUACUAACUGUGCAUAUACUUCCCAAAUAGCGAGUCCUGAAAGAAGAGGGGGCCUGCCCCGCCAACUGGGCAAUAAAACGGAAUGUGCUUUGCUGAGCUUUCUUCUAGAAUUAAAACAGGAUUACGAAGCUAUAAGGAAGAUGAUACCAGAAGAGCAGCUGUAUAAAGUAUACACCUUCAAUUCUGAAAGGAAAUCUAUGAGCACAGUUUUGAAAAAUGAUGAUGGUAGUUAUCAAAUGUUCACCAAAGGUGCAUCUGAAAUAGUCCUUCAGAAGUGCUGUUUCAUACUGAAUGAGGAUGGGGAAUCUGUAGCUUUUGAAGAAGAAGACUAUGCCCUCAUGAUCAAGAAUGUGAUUGACCCCAUGGCCUCCGAGGGACUCCGGACCAUUUGUCUAGCUUUCAGAGAUUUCCCAGCCGACGAUGAGGAACCAGAUUGGGACGAUGAGGAUGACAUCAUCAAAGACCUGACAUGUAUCUCAAUUGUUGGUAUUGAAGAUCCAGUGAGACCCGAAGUUCCCGAAGCAAUAAGAAAAUGUCAGAAUGCCGGCAUUGUUGUGCGUAUGGUCACUGGGGAUAACUUUAAUACAGCUCGUGCGAUAGCUGUAAAAUGUGGCAUCCUUCAACCCGGGGAUAACUUUUUGUGCCUGGAGGGGAAAGAGUUUAAUAGACGAAUACGCAAUUCAGAAGGGGAGAUAGAACAAGAGCUUUUUGACAAGGUUUGGCCUACACUUCGUGUGCUUGCAAGGUCCUCGCCUUCUGACAAGUACAACUUAGUAGACGGGAUCAUUAACAGCAACGUCACCAAACAAAGGCAAGUGGUAGCAGUAACUGGUGAUGGUACGAAUGAUGCGCCUGCAUUAAAAAGAGCAGAUGUUGGCUUUGCAAUGGGUAUCGCUGGAACAGAUGUCGCUAAGGAAGCUUCGGAUAUCAUUCUAACGGAUGACAACUUCUCAAGCAUUGUAAAAGCGGUGAUGUGGGGCAGGAAUGUAUAUGACAGCAUUUCCAAAUUCCUUCAGUUUCAGCUCACUGUCAAUAUUGUAGCAGUGAUUGUUGCCUUUACGGGAGCAUGCAUCACACAGAAUUCCCCUCUGAAAGCUGUUCAGAUGCUGUGGGUCAAUCUCAUCAUGGAUACAUUUGCUUCUCUUGCACUAGCAACAGAAAAACCAACAGAAGCUCUGUUGAAACGGAAACCUUACGGUAGAAAUAAACCUCUUAUCUCUCAGAUAAUGAUGAAAAAUAUUUUAUUCCAAUCCAUUUAUCAACUUGCCGUUGUCUUCACGCUUCUUUUUGCAGGUGAAACAUUAUUUGAUAUAGAAAAUGGACGGACUGCAGCGCCAGAGGGCCCACCGACUCAGCAUUACACAAUUGUAUUUAAUGCUUUUGUAAUGAUGCAGAUUUUUAAUGAAAUCAAUGCACGGAAGGUUCAUGGGGAAAGGAAUGUUUUCGAAGGAAUAUUCACAAAUAGCAUCUUUUGUUGUAUCUUUGUGGGAACAUUGAUUGUACAGAUCCUCAUUGUUCAAGUUGGAGGGAAACCAUUCAGUUGUGCAUCUCUAACACUGGAGCAAUGGCUGUGGUCAAUCUUCCUUGGCAUAGGGUCACUAUUAUGGGGACAGCUGAUUGUGAGUAUUCCAAACAAGUGUUUAUGCUUUCUGAAGGAAGUUGGUGAAGAAAUUGUUGAAGCAGAAGAUGAAAUUUUUGAAGAAGAAGUAGCUGAAGAAGAAAAAGAGAUUGACUAUGGUGAGAGGGAAUUCCUUCAAAGUCGCCUUCUGUGGGUUAGGGGCCUAACCAGAAUACAGACGCAGUGUAGAGUUGUGAAUGCAUUUCGUGCAUCCUUAUAUGAUGACUUAGAAGCAGCAACCAUGGGUCCCGAUGAAAUGGUUUAGAAGCAGUAGACUUUUUUAGCCUAUUUGGGCAAAAGCAUUUAAAAUGAAAAUAGCUAGCCAGUUAAUAUUCUCUUAAUGUCUGGGUCUGAGCAUUCUGCAAACCAUGCUUUUUAGCUCCCAGGCUGCAAUUCUUAGGGGAAUGGGAAUAGAUUUGGAAACAAAUAGGUUACGUUUUGUUGUUAACAAGCAAAGAUUAUUCAAUAAUAAAAAUGCUAAAAACUU